This is a messenger RNA of Odobenus rosmarus divergens (Pacific walrus), 594 nucleotides long. RefSeq names its product IQ domain-containing protein F1-like. The record is from RefSeq and is a predicted model, not a curated record. The coding region runs from base 1 to 594 and encodes 197 amino acids. NCBI's taxonomy places the organism in Eukaryota, Metazoa, Chordata, Mammalia, Carnivora, Odobenidae. The transcript has 3 exons.
AUGGGCAUUCGGUUUUGUAAGGAUGGCCAGUUUUGUGAAAUCAUAAUAGAAGAUGUUGAUGAAACCACAUUGCUGAAAGAGAAAGAAAAACAGAAGAAAAAGAAAAAAGAGCCUCCACCCACACCUCCUCCAUCUCCACCCCCACCCUGUCCACCAAAGAAAAAGAAGUGCCCUGACCAAGAGCAGAAAGCCAUAAAGAUCCAGGCGUGGUGGCGGGGUACUCUGGUGCGCAGGACCUUGCUACACGCAGCACUCAGAGCAUGUAUCAUUCAGCACUGGUGGAAGGUGACGCUGGCAAAGCUGCUGGAGAAGAGAAAACAAGCAGUCCUCGAGUCCUUCUUGCGGCAAGAAUGGGCAGCGGUCAAGCUGCAGUCCUUGGUCCGCAUGUGGCGCAUCCGCCAGAGAUACUGCCGUUUGCUCCACGCUGCCCGCAUCAUCCAGGUCUAUUGGCGCUGGCAUAAUUGCCAUUCCCGUGGCUUUUUCCGUGGCAACUACGACCUCACAGCAUCCCAACUGGGUCUUGAACUCGAGAUUUUUUUGGGGUCACAGAUUUGUCGGAUUACAGACAGCAUCCCCUUUCCAAUAAAGAACUGA